AUGCCCUCCAACUCGCUCGAGCUGCUCCGCUCUCGCCUCGAUGUGGACAUCGACCAGCUUGACCCGGUCCUGGCGGCCAAGCUCGGCCCGUUUGUCAACAUGACAAGCAACCAGGCGCUCGUGCUGGGUGUUGCUACUCAGCCAGGCAAUGAACAGUUUGUGCGGGAUGUGGUCGCGCGGGCCAAGAAGGAGAGCAAGAACGAGGCCGAGGGCGUCGACCUGGCACUGGACCUCAUCGCUGUCCUCCUCGCCAAACCCGUCCUCCAGCACAUCACCUCCUUCCUCCAUUUCCAGGUCUCGCCGCGCUACUCGUCUUCGGCCAGCAAAACUGCCGCGCACGCCCGGCGCAUCGUCGCCCUGGCAGAGGCAGAGGGCAUCCCCCGUUCCCGCGUCUGCAUCAAGAUCCCAACCACCGGCCCGGGCAUCCUCGCCGCUGCUCAACUCGAGUCUGAGGGCAUCGCGACUCUCGCCACUGUGCUGUUCACUGUUGACCAGGCCGUGGCCGCACACCAGGCCAAGUGCCACUUCGUCGCGCCCUACUUCAACCCCCUCCACGUCCACUUUGACGGCGGGUGGGUGGAGUACGCCAACCCGGCCGUGGAACACCAGAUGGGUCCCGUUGUCGGCGCCAUUGUCGCAACGUUCAAGCAGCUGGGUGCCACGACGCAUGUCAUGCCCGCGAGCGUCGUCACCCCCGAAGAGGCCAUUGCGCUGUCGACGCUGGGCGUCGACGACCUCACCCUCCCUCCCAAGGUACUCGAGGGCCUGGCGGCACGGCCCGUCACGCAGGCCGACCUCGAUGCCGGUGUCAAUGUCCCAAAGUCGGCUUCAACGACCGACUUUCCCGACUUUCUCGCCAACGACGGCGUGACACUCGAUGCUUCCAUCAAGUCUGACAUUUCCGUCCAGGAGCGAUUGGAUUAUGCUGUCAACAAGUUUGGAGAGUGUGAGGCAAAGCUGCUCAAGAUCGUCAAGACGAUUUGGACCGAGAAGCUCAAGUGCUUGGUAGCAGAGGACGACAGCGCAUCUUGCUCCGCGUGUGCCAAGGCCAAGGCCCACUGCGUGUUCGACGAGGUGAACCAGAAGCAGGCAAAGUUACACAAUUACGUGCUUGCACUCGAGACCCGUGUGGCCACGUUGGAGAGGUCUCUUCAUGAUCUCGAGCCCUCACACCCAGCCCUCGCGGACCGCUUCAGCGAACCGACCACCGAGGCUGAGACGUCAACGCGCAAGCCCACACCCAACGCCCCGUGUAUGCCUCUUCCUACCGCUGGCUCCAGCCGAGACACCGAUACAGGCAUGCGACGGAUUGUGAUGGGAGCAAUCCACCACGACCGUCCCCACUUUCGGCCUACAGAUCUUGCAGCAAUUAUACAGCCUGGGUCCCCCACCACCCAUACAGGAACUGUCAACGUAAACCCAAAGCUUCCGCCAGCGCCAGUUGCGAAUGAGGUUCUGUCGGUGGUAUACCGCCAUGUGCAGUCCCGCUAUCCGUUCUUGGAACGUGGUCGCCUUUUUGCGUGGCAUGAUAGGCGGGACGAAGUCUGCUUUACCUGGACAGAGCCGACAGGCUCGUCCUCGCGUACCGAUGACCAGAUUGGAGCCUUCUUCUUGUGGAUGAUAUACGCCGUCGGUGUCGAGCUCGCGCCAGACCCGGCACUUGAGAGCGGAAAGACGUACCUCACUCGGGCGAUGCGGUAUCUCGAGCCGGUCCUCCGAGCAAACGACAUUACGACUGUACGUGCAAUGCUGCUUCUCCUCUUCUUCAGCUUUCGCUCCAGCGACGGUCCUCCUCUGUGGUCCCUCAGCGGGUUCGUCAUGCGCCUCUGCCUUGAACUCUACCUGCACCGUGAAAACCAUGCGCAGACUCCAUUCGAAGCAGAGGACCGCAAACGGGUGUUCUGGUCGUCGUACAACUUUGAUCGGCUCAUUGCUCUGGCCAGCGGUCGACCAUUCAGUAUUGCCGACAUUGACAUUGAAAUUGCAAUCCCUGUCGACAUUGACGUCGAGGACCGGGACCCGACGCGCAUCGCUGUCCUACAAGUUGCCCAGCCAACAAUGCCACCGCCGUACGCCGUCACGGGCGAGAUGACCAACAUGUCAUCUGCGGUUCACACGAUAUGGCACUACCGCUUGCGCUCGCGAGUGUAUGCGCUAUACGCAGUCCGAGCCGAGCCACCAUCUCCAGAACUGAUCCGCACCCUUCUCAAUGAUCUUCAAGAAUGGCGUACCGCUAUCCCACACGCUACGUCACCCGACAUGCCGGUGCAGCCAGAGGACAAGUUUGACAUGAUCUACUUUCAAACGGUGCUGUUCACCUUGCGGCAGCAGGUAAUUCAGUGCGACGCGUCAGACCCACUGCUGGCGUUAUGUGCCAUGACGGCGGCCGAAUCAUGCGAGCGUGGAAGAAAGGUCCAUCAAGAUCCGAAGACAAAACGUACAAUCUGUUCACUGUGUCACAUCUUCGUUUCGGGCAUGACGCUCCUGCAUUGCCUGUCAGCCAACCCCAACGCCAUUCCUACUCGCACCUCAUCACGCGCACUUCGGGCAUGCUCAGCGACGCUGGCCAUAUAUGCCCAUCUCUUUCCCGAUGCCGGCCCGUUCGCUCAACUGUUUGAAUACUUCUCCGACGAGGUCAUGGACGGUGACGUGGGGUCGUUGGGAGGCGUGUGUGGUGAUGGGAAAGGCACUGGAACCCUCACCGCAGAGAUCAUCAAGCAGGCCAUGUUGGGAGAGUUUAGCCAGCUGGGCACUGUGUACGAAUCGCUCAACCGUCCAAGCCAGCAGGACGACCAUGCCAGAUCGCCAUCUGUGCGUAAGCCUGCUGCCCCACUGUUCAACCUUCUCGCGCCGCUCCCACCGUCCGAUGGCACACCGGCGCUGCCAGCUAUUACACCCACACUGGACUUGUCCACUGCACUGCCCUCGACAACUACAGCCCUGCCGCAGCUCAACUACGACCUUGGCAACCUGAACAGAUACGGCGGCGAUCUGGUAUCAUUCCUCGACAUUUCGCUUGACACGCCCAUUGACGGCUGGCUGGGCAGCUGGGACCAGGCUGGCAACGUAUAG
Messenger RNA from Apiotrichum porosum, 3072 nucleotides. RefSeq lists its product as uncharacterized. Gene Ontology annotation, molecular function: zinc ion binding; sequence-specific DNA binding; DNA-binding transcription factor activity, RNA polymerase II-specific. The transcript has 9 exons. Gene Ontology annotation, biological process: DNA-templated transcription; carbohydrate metabolic process; positive regulation of transcription by RNA polymerase II. Bases 1 to 3072 code for a protein of 1023 amino acids. The record is from RefSeq and is a predicted model, not a curated record. Lineage: Eukaryota; Fungi; Basidiomycota; Tremellomycetes; Trichosporonales; Trichosporonaceae.